Meriones unguiculatus (Mongolian gerbil) is the source of this 1409-nucleotide messenger RNA. It is a transcript of the gene Cd200r1, whose product is annotated as CD200 receptor 1. Bases 88 to 900 code for a protein of 270 amino acids. Gene Ontology annotation, molecular function: signaling receptor activity. Gene Ontology annotation, cellular component: external side of plasma membrane. Lineage: Eukaryota; Metazoa; Chordata; Mammalia; Rodentia; Muridae. The record is from RefSeq and is a predicted model, not a curated record. Gene Ontology annotation, biological process: regulation of neuroinflammatory response. The transcript is spliced from 7 exons.
CCAGUUAAAGCAAAGCUCCUAUGAUCUCACAGAGACUGAAGCAGCAAGCCCAAAGGCUGCAGGGAUCUGCACCAGAUUCCACUCCAGAUGUGUGCUUUGAGGAGGACUCUGGCUUUGAGGUUACUGAUCUUCAUCACUAUUUUGUUGUCUGAAUCACAUUGUGCAGAUAUGAAUCAAACAACAGAACAGAACAGUUCAUUACCUGGAGAAGCUAACACUACAGUGUCUGUACAGAUGGGUACAAAGGUUCUGCUGCACUGCCCUCCUGUUCCACUGACAAAGGCAGUAGCAAUCACAUGGGUGAUAACCCCCAGAGGCAGACCUGUCUGCAUAAUAGCCUACAAAGCAGACACAAAUGAGACCAGGGAACACAACUGUACCGACAGGAGAAUCACCUGGGCCUCCACACCUGACCUGAGUUCUGACCUGCAGAUCACUGCAGUGGCCCUCGAGCAUGCUGGAUAUUACUCAUGUCAGAUAGCAGUAGCUGAUGGGUUUUUCCAAAAAGGACAUGACCUCCAAGUGCUAGUGCCCCCUGAAGUAACCCUAUUUCUGGGUGAAAAUAGAACUGCAGUGUGCGAGGCAAGUGCAGGCAAGCCGGCUGCGCAGAUCUUUUGGACUCCAGAUGGGGGCUGUGCCACUAAGAGUGACCCACACAGCAAUGGCACCGUGACUGUCAGGAGCACAUGCCACUGGGAGCAGAACAACGUGUCUGCUGUGUUCUGCUUUGUCUCCCAUUCGACUGGCAACCAGAAUCUGUUCAUAGAACUGAGUAGAGUUACUCUCUUCUCCCUGCAUUCCCUGCUGACCAUUCUUUAUGUGAAAUGUAGCCUGUUGGGGAUUGUUCUGCUCAUCAUAGGAUUUGGAUUUUUCAAGAAGAGAAUUAAUCUCAGAACAUGAAAAUCCAGAUUUCUGGAGGCCUAUCUUGUUGAUACAAUGCAUGAAAACAGCCAUUUGCAAUAAAGUAUCUGGUUGAAAUCCAGCUUAGCUGUUCCUGAUGUCUUCAUGUUUGUUAGAAAUCACGGAAUAGGUGGAAGCCAUGCAGUAUGAAAAUCUAUGCAAAGCUUGGUGCUUACCAUCACAUAUGCUCUGAAUGAUCCAUCUACUCUUUCACUUCCCCACUUCUCAGGCCAGAGAAGAAGAUGGCUUAGCAAAAGUUGAACAACAGUGCUGGGUGAUUUUCCUUCACCCAAGUCCUCCUGGAAUGCUGUCCAUCAACUCCUUGUUCCUAGAUUCAUUGUAUAUAAUCAUAAAUGCUGCACUGUCAGGUGCCCUGACAACCAUCCUCUUCAGCAUCUGACUUUUUUGAACAGUGGUGCUCAGCCAUUAUCUGUCCUUCUUCCUUUCUUUGAUUGCUUAUGACCAAGUAGCAUGACAGUUGCCUUUUGUAUUAAUCAUUGAAUGCAUGA